This is a messenger RNA of Capsicum annuum, 1117 nucleotides long. RefSeq lists its product as uncharacterized. Bases 264 to 746 code for a protein of 160 amino acids. Lineage: Eukaryota; Viridiplantae; Streptophyta; Magnoliopsida; Solanales; Solanaceae. The record is from RefSeq and is a predicted model, not a curated record. The transcript has 6 exons.
GAAAUUAUAAUGUAGGUAUCCAAUUAAUAAUUAUUAGACAUUUGUGUGGAGCUCACAAUUCAAUUUCAGUAGUCAUCUACUUACCUUUUUCCCAAUUCUGUGACGGCGAUCUUCACGUGGGCUUCCUGUCUUUUUUCCCACAAAAGAAAUCUUUCUCAUUAAAUAAAAAAUAACAGCAUAUAGAAGAAUUGGAGAAAAAUGUUGGUUUCGUAUUUUACCUUUCUCUUGUAGCAGUACAAUAUUCUAUUCUAAAAUUUCUUACAAUGGAAAGUAGUACUAACAAGAAGCAACUAGCUUCAUCUGAUGUUUCUGGUUCAACCAAACAAUCUUAUUGUGUGUCAUCAAAUUCCACGGGUAUUUUCUCUUCAAUUUUCCCUCCACCAUCUAAGGUUAUGGGAAGGAAAGCUUCAGCAGCUGAACUGAUACAAUCUUUGGAGAAGCAGUCCUCUGGUUGCCGGGCAUGGAACAAAUCAGCUCCAGGUGGUGUGACGAAAUAUAGAGAAGGUGGGGGGCAUUUCACACCCAGUAAGGAACAUGAAUCACUUUUCCAAGAUAGAGGGGAAUGUCCACUAAGUAGUUCGCUCUUCUAUGGUGGUCAAGAGGACAUGUACAUCAAGUCAUCCGAUGCUCAGAAAACUGUACCAUAUGCUUCUUACAAGAAGGAAGGAGGAGAAUAUGAUUCUAGCGGAAACAACCAACACAGUGCUUCUAGAGGAAAUUGGUGGCAAGGGUCACUUUAUUACUAGAAACACGACCUCCGAGCCCCCAAGACGUGAAUUCCUGUUUAUUAACUAGAGGAGUUACACUCCAGUCUUGGAACCAGCUUGAUUUAGAUUUGUCGAAGAAAACUAGUAUGCCAAUGUGUUUGACAGUCUGAAGAAGUUUUUAUUUCGGGUUCUCUUGAUGGCUGUUGAACCUUUAUAUGACAUGGACCUUUUCAAUAUUUUUGUUUCAGUGCCUUGCAAAGCAGAGAUCUUGGGAACUGUAUUAACAUCUCUGUACUCCUUUUUUACUCUUCAUAUGCAAUUAAACUACGUAAAUUUCUGAAUAAGUUCUUGUCAAGACGAGAGACUUGCAUGGAACUAUUUAAUUGGAAAUCUACUGUGAAAGUUUUGAA